Molecule: messenger RNA, 957 nt
Organism: Williopsis jadinii
Lineage: Eukaryota; Fungi; Ascomycota; Saccharomycetes; Phaffomycetales; Wickerhamomycetaceae
Product: sucrase/ferredoxin-like domain-containing protein
Exons: 1
Coding region: 66-953 (295 amino acids)
Source: RefSeq, a predicted model, not a curated record
UUUGACCAUAGGACAGACUACUAUUACAAACACACAGCGUGCGAUUGGUUACACUUCACCACAAGAUGAACUUCUUACAAAGCAUAUUCAAGAAAGAUCACUCAGCGGAGAGAGACCAGGAGAUUAGUCAGGUUGUGCCGAUCAGUGAAUGCUCUCAUGAGUGUGAAUCGUGCACCACGAAGUACCCAUCCUCCGUCAAGAUUGACACUUCUGAGGACAUCUACAACAGUGCUAAGCAAACAGCUUGCCAUUUUAUCGUCCCUACAGGCCAAAGCGACUGGCAACAUGACGCUACAAGCACACCGCACUCCAUUGAAAACAACAUUGUUCAAUGGAUUGAAAAGGAAUCAUCAGGGUUGUUUGACCAUGGAAGCGUUAAAUGCUCGACGUCUUCUCUUCCUAUUGACUUUAUGGAUCCCAAAGCCAUGGAGCGUCAGCGUGGUGAUGUCCUGAUCAUGCCUUUCUUUGUAUGGGUUCGUCGUGUUGAUGCUGAGAACGUUGGCGCGGUGCUCUCAGAGCUGAUUCCACAGCUCAUCAAAGCCCGCAAUGAACAAGCGCAACCACCAGCUGAGAUUCAGGGCUACGCUGUGGAUAAGACUGAGGCCCGUGCAUACAUCUUUCUGUGCUCACACAAGACCAGAGAUAAACGCUGUGCGAUUACUGCACCGUUGAUGAAGAAAGAGAUGGAUGCCAGACUAAGAGAAACCGGCAAUUACAGAGACAUUGGCGACGAUAGCGAGGAUGGUGUACACGUAUCCUUCAUCAACCACGUUGGUGGUCACAAGUAUGCAGCUAAUGUGAUAAUCUACCUUAGAACAGGUGAGAUCUUGUGGCUAGCGAGAUGUACACCAGCAACUGCCAAACCCAUCAUCGAUGAAACAGUACUAGGAGGUGGUAAAGUCUGGGGUGAUCUUGUCAGAGUUGUUCAGAAGGAGAAGGCUAUAGAAUGGUGACCAA